ACUUCCUAUGGAACAGAGAACAAAACAUUUCAGCAUUCGGAGUAAUUCUGGUAUGUUUUUCUACAUCAUGCUACUGGCAAAAAUGCAGUCGACAAAAGAGUGUGCUCCAUCAACUUCUGACAUGGACAUCUGAGGAAUAUAAAGCCUGAUGGUGACAAAGGGUGAUAAUUUCCUAUUUUUCACUAUUUAUCUCACCGGUUUUGGACUUAGCAAUGGAUAUUCUUUGUGAUGAGGAGAGCUCUGUGAACCCAACUGCAAACUCCUUAAUACAAAUAAAUCAUGAGAGAAGACUCUACAGAAACGUUUAUGGACCCGGAGAGAUAAAUAUAUCACAUCUCUUUAACUUGACUGCGGACUCCGAAAACCUAACUAAUCUUUCGUGUGAAAGUAAUAUGAGUCCACCAUGCUACUCUUCCCUGUUUCAGCUUUCACAGAAAAACUGGCCAGCUUUGCUGACAGUGAUAGUGAUUGUUUUAACCAUUGCUGGAAAUAUUCUUGUCAUCAUGGCUGUGUCACUGGAGAAAAAGCUGCAGAAUGCCACUAACUAUUUUCUAAUGUCACUUGCAAUAGCUGAUAUGCUGCUGGGUUUUCUUGUCAUGCCUGUGUCAAUGUUAACCAUACUGUACGGAUACAUGUGGCCUCUACCUACCAAGCUCUGUGCCAUUUGGAUCUACUUGGAUGUGCUUUUCUCCACUGCCUCCAUCAUGCACCUCUGUGCCAUCUCACUGGACCGCUAUAUUGCUAUUCGAAACCCCAUCCACCACAGCCGGUUUAACUCAAGAACGAAAGCUUUUGCAAAAAUAAUCGCUGUUUGGACCAUAUCAGUCGGUAUCUCCAUGCCUGUACCUGUAUUUGGACUACAAGAUGACUCCAAAGUGUUUAAGAAAGGCAGCUGCCUUCUUGCGGAUGAAAAUUUUGUCCUAGUAGGCUCUUUUGUGGCAUUCUUCAUCCCUUUAACUAUCAUGGUGGUCACUUACUUUUUAACUAUCAAGUCGCUGCAGAAAGAAGCCAUGUUAUGUGUGAAUGACAUUGGCCCAAAGACCAAGUUUGCUUCAUUUAGUUUCCUCCCUCAGAGUUCCCUUUCUUCAGAGAAACUCUUUCAGCGCUCUUUGAACAGGGACGUGGGGACUUCUGGGAGGAGAACCAUGCAAUCCAUCAGCAACGAGCAGAAGGCUUCCAAGGUUCUUGGCAUUGUCUUCUUUCUGUUCGUUGUGAUGUGGUGCCCCUUUUUCAUCACCAAUGUGAUGGCCGUAAUUUGCAAGGCAUCAUGCAACGAAGAAGUUGUCGGUGGACUACUGAACGUAUUUGUUUGGAUUGGCUACCUUUCUUCGGCUGUCAACCCACUCGUGUAUACGUUGUUCAAUAAGACCUACCGCUCGGCUUUCUCUCGUUACAUUCAGUGUCGCUACAAGGAGGAGAAGAAACCUUUCCAGCUGAUUUUAGUGAACACUAUCCCAGCGCUCGCGUACAACUCCAGCCAGCUCCAACUGGCGCAAAUGAAGAGUCUGAAAAAGGAGGCAAAAAUGAUGACUAAGGAUUAUUCAAUGGUCACGAUAGGAAUACGUCACGUGGAUGGUACCUCAAAGGGAAGCAUCAGUCCAGGGAACGAAAAGGUUAGCGGCGUGUGACUCUGCCAGUCCAUCGGCAGAUGCCAUGGCAACCACCAAGAGUACGCUGAAAAUUUCACCGCGCCGUGAGGAGCUCUGAUAGCGUAGGAUAAUCAGCCCUGUUUGAGAGACUCUCCAGUAACAUCACAUACACCUCGUAUUAUCCUGUUGACGAAAAGCAGGGCUGAAAUGGUAUCCAAAUGUGCAAUUUUUUUUCAUACAGUACUUUGGCUGUUUUAAGCACAGGCUUUAUUAAACUUAUUUUUUUAAUAUUCUAAAGGAUCUAUUUCUUAAAGAAAAAAAAAAAUGCAAUUUCUGGUAUUCUAACAUGGGCUGUGAAGAAAUGUACGCAUUUCUUUUCUCUUUGCAAGUGAAAGCUAAGCUGUCCUUUGAUUUCCUCGCACAGUAGGUUCCAGCUAGUUCGCCUUGCUGCAAUGGAAUUUUGUUAUCAUUUACUGAAUGAGCACUUUAUGGAAUUUUAAAUAAAAUGAUGGUUAAUUUACUAAUAUAUAUUUAAGAUAAAUUUUAAAGCAUUAAAGAAAAAUCUAUUAAAACCUGUAUAGAUGAAUUAUAUGGAAAUUUUGGUAAUGGUGUUUUUAUGGCUAUUUUUUCUUCUGAGUGACCAUUCUGAUAUGUUACUGGACUUUCCUGCCAUUUGCUCUAUAGUUCAAAUUAGCAGUCUUCAGAAGUAAAUUAUACUUGAACAAUCCUUUGUUUCUACCACCAUUCUUAGUCUUUAUUUCUUGUCUUGCACUUUGUUUUCAUUCUAAAGAUUUCAUAUGUUCUCCUUAAAACUUGAACGUAAUUUUUUCAAAAGUAAUAUUGGACUUGAUUCUCUGCUCCUUCCCACUGGUGUUGACAGGGAAGUGAAGGGAGAGGAGUGGAAAAUCAGGCACAACCUUGCUAAAUAAUUUCAAGAAUUAUUCUAAGCCUCUGUUUGAUUCCAAAGGAGCCUGACUUAAGCAAUCAGUGAAAGUUUUGCACAAACAAAUUCUUUAGUAAAAGGUUUCAGCAGAGUCUCUCUCACCAUUCCCCUUUGGUUAAAAAGGCCGUUAUGAAGGUGUCCUGGUUUUGUUUUAGUGCUUGUAGAGUCAGGAUUAUUUAAGAACUGUUACUUGUUCAAAAUUGUUUUCCCUGUUUUUGCUGUUUUGCUGUUACGGUAGAUUGCUCAGGAACGGUAGGUAGCUUGCACUAUUAGGACUCAGCCUUAAUGAAAUAUGUUUGGGCAAAUUGGGCCCACUUGAAAAUAACAGGACUUAUAAACAGCACCACAUUUCACCUGCAUAGCUCCAAGGGCAGAAGAAACAUUACAUGAAGAAUAUCAAAUACAUCGUCUGAAAGAAAUGCCUAGUCAUGAAACUUUUCCUUUUGGGCACCAUAGACAAUAUAACUGAAGCCAGUGGGACUGUACUGGAGAGCAGAGAUACAGAUGUUGCAUCCAUCUGCAAAACUUAAAUCCAAGCAUUUGAUUCAUCACAUGUUUUUUUCAGCCAUAAUGAUGAGAAGUAGGAUGCAUCUGAGUUUCAGAUCCUGUCCCUUUUGAAAAAAGGCACUACCUAUUCAGAAGCCAAACUCCAAUGUCUUCAUCAUUUAAUAAGUCCUUCUCAUGAAGCUGUUCAGUUUUCACAGAACAAUUAGAUAUCCACUAGAAGAGGAGAGAGAAAAAUAAAUUUGAUUCUAGCCAACCAGCUGGGGUAUUUGACUAGAAGAGGAAGACCUUUACGUUAAAAUACUGAAUUCUGUGGUAGAGGAAGACUUAGAACUUGGCUGGUUAUUUGCCUGAUUUCCAAGCAACGACUUUUAUUGUUUUACCAGUUGACAGUGAGACAGCUAAAUCUGCUGUAUUUUGG
Messenger RNA from Oxyura jamaicensis (ruddy duck), 3457 nucleotides. RefSeq names its product 5-hydroxytryptamine receptor 2A (gene HTR2A). The coding region runs from base 213 to 1628 and encodes 471 amino acids. Gene Ontology annotation, cellular component: plasma membrane; dendrite. Gene Ontology annotation, biological process: G protein-coupled receptor signaling pathway, coupled to cyclic nucleotide second messenger; chemical synaptic transmission. Gene Ontology annotation, molecular function: G protein-coupled serotonin receptor activity; neurotransmitter receptor activity. Lineage: Eukaryota; Metazoa; Chordata; Aves; Anseriformes; Anatidae. The record is from RefSeq and is a predicted model, not a curated record. The transcript has 3 exons.